AUGUCCGAUUUGCUUGUGCCAGAGACGAGAGUAUUGGCAGUUGCCAGCCAUGUUGUCUACGGGAAAGCUGAUAGAUACAGCCAUGUGGGCAAUACAAUGGCCGAAUUCGUCAUGCAGUCUUUGGGAUGCGAUGUAGCUGCUUUGAAUACAGUGCAUUUUAGUAAUCAUACGGGUUAUCGUCAGUUUAAGGGUACUCGCGCAACCGCACAGGAGAUUACAGACCUUUAUCAAGGAUUAUGCCAGAGUAACCUCACAGACUUUGACGUCAUGCUCUCUGGGUAUGCGCCGAGUGCGGCAGCAGUUGAGGCCGUUGGCGCUAUUGGAAUUGAUUUGCAAACGAAGGCUGCGUCAACUCCUGGCUCAUUUUUCUGGGUAUUGGACCCGGUUAUGGGUGAUCAGGGACGACUAUAUGUCAAUGAUGAUGUUGUCCCUGCUUAUAAGAAGAUGAUUCAGUAUGCAGAUUUGAUUCUGCCUAAUCAAUUCGAGGCUGAAGUCCUUUCCGGAAUCAAAAUCACUUCUUUAGUCACACUAGCAGAAGCUAUCACAGCCAUUCAUCGCAUAUACAAAGUUCCCCACGUCAUCAUCACAUCGGUCCAAUUACUCAAAUUGUCCCACUCAGACUCUACUCCAAACCCACCAGAUAACUACCUAACAGUCAUUGGAUCGACGACACGCUCCGACGGCUCUGCGCGUCUCUUCCGUAUCGAUGUCCCCGCACUCGAUUGCUUCUUCAGCGGUACAGGAGACAUGUUUGCUGCACUAACUGUUGCCCGGUUCCGGGAGGCUGUCUUCGCAGCUGGUCCAGAGUUACGAAAUACAAAGUCGUGGGUCUCGGAUGAUGAGGUGGUUCCUGGUAAUCUUCCAUUGGCACAGGCUACGCUUAAGGUUCUUUCGAGUAUGCAUAGUGUGCUUGAGAGGACUAUGGAGAGCCGUAAUGCGGAGUUGACUGCUGCGAAGCUUGUGUCUGGGCCGGCGGCUGGUGGGGAGUUAUCGGAGGAGGAAUUGCAGAAGUUGGAGCACUUAAGGAGGACCAAGGCUGCUGAGGUGCGGUUGGUGAGGAAUGCGAGGUUUUUGAGGGAUCCGUUGGUGCAGUUUAGUGUACAGGAUUGGUCUAAGGAGGAUCUUCCGGAUCAGUUGUAG
Molecule: messenger RNA, 1140 nt
Organism: Penicillium angulare
Lineage: Eukaryota; Fungi; Ascomycota; Eurotiomycetes; Eurotiales; Aspergillaceae
Product: pyridoxal kinase
Exons: 6
Coding region: 1-1140 (379 amino acids)
Biological process (GO): pyridoxal 5'-phosphate salvage
Cellular component (GO): cytosol
Molecular function (GO): pyridoxal kinase activity
Source: RefSeq, a predicted model, not a curated record